UUGUUUUUAUCGAGUCAGGCCGGUACGAGUCUUUUUCGGGACAAACAUUUAGGUCCGAGUCAAUCCAUUUUGGAAACCCUCUACACGAUAAAACAAAAAAUUUUCCACUUAGACAACUUUCUCUGUUUAACAAUUUCUAAAAAGAAAAUUAUCUUUUGCUUAACCUCCCCCAAUUUUCUUUCUUGAUUUUUUUCUUUAUUCUGUUUGUUCAUCAAAAUUGUUUAUAAAAGAUCUCUCUACUUCCCCAAAAAUAUCUCAAAAUUAUCAAAAUAAUCUCAUUGUUCAAAAAUAUUAUUUUUUGUCUUUUUGUGCAAAAUGAUACUUAAAUAAUUGAUUUCUUGCCUUAUUGUUAAUUUUUUCUUAAUAUUAUUGUUUGUUGAUAAAAAUGCCGGUUAUUAUUUUUAUUUAUUUUCUAAAGCUUAUUUUAACUUUUAAAUAUUUUGUAAAUUAAAAAAAUUAUUUUCUAAACUUUCAAUUAGUCAUGUCUUCACUUGUUCAAGAUGAGACGGAAUGCAAGUCAACUCUGGGUACUUUAUUGUAUACGGAGAGAAAAAUUUAUGGGUUUUCUACAAAAGUAGUUGAUGUAAUACUUCCAACGAGCAGUCUAUUUGGGCAUGUUGAAUAUAAAUUGGAAUUGAAGGCUUCACCACAUAAUGCAAUAGAUAAUGAACCUCGUAUUUUUAACAUGUCAACACGUUUUAAAGUUAUCAGCCGUCUUUACUCUACACUUGCAAUGAUUCAUCGCAAUCUUUAUCUAAAAGACAAAUUUCCAUCCUUUGCCGAACCCAAAUUUUUUGGAACAGCAAGUCCAGAGACGGUGACAGAAAGGAGGAAUGCUAUAGACAAUUUUUUGCAAUUUGUUUUGAAUAAUGAGACGCUUUGCAAGUCGAGAGCUCUCCAAGCUUUUAUGGAGGAAACAAAAGAAUUUUUGCCAACAGAUAGCAACGAAACUGAAGAAAUUGAAAUUAAAUCGAAUGACGUUGAAAAUAAUAAAAUUGAAAAUACCUCAGAAAAUAAACAAAAUGAAGUUAAAGAAAAGGGGGAGGAGAAGGAAGAAGUUAAAUAA
Molecule: messenger RNA, 1066 nt
Organism: Meloidogyne enterolobii
Lineage: Eukaryota; Metazoa; Nematoda; Chromadorea; Rhabditida; Meloidogynidae
Source: the annotation of a GenBank genome assembly